UUUGCUCAAUUCGUUCUCAAUUUCCCCUCUCUCUCUCUCUCUACCGUUCAAAAAAAAAAAAUAAAUUUCCUCUCUCUCUCGAAAAGAAGAGAAUAUAAUAAAGGGAAUAUUUGGAAGGAAUUGCUACUGACUUUCUCUUUGUAAAAAGUAGCGAGUGAAAAAACAAGCCCACGCCCUCCACUCCACUACUGCACUAGACUGGUGAUGGAUUCAGCAACGACGAUGAAGAUGAUAUUAGUGACGGGUGGGGCGGGAUUCAUAGGGACCCACACAGUUGUACAGCUUUUAAAUCAAGGCUUCGGAGUUACCAUCAUCGAUAACCUUGAUAAUUCCGUUCAAGAAGCUGUUCAUCGUGUCAGGGAUUUAGUCGGCCCUCAUCUCUCCAAUUUCCUCCACUUUCAUUUGGGCGAUAUUAGGAAUAAGCAGGAUUUGGAGAACUUGUUUUCUGUGACUAAGUUUGAUGCUGUGGUACACUUUGCGGGGCUGAAAGCUGUGGGUGAAAGUAUGGCUCAUCCAUUUCGUUACUUUGAUAAUAAUCUGAUUGGAUCGAUUACUCUGUACCAAAUCAUGGCCAAAUACAAUUGUAAGAAGUUGGUUUUCUCGUCUUCUGCAACCGUUUAUGGACAGCCUAAGAAAAUCCCGUGCGUUGAGGACUUCCCUCUGAAAGCAAUGAAUCCAUAUGGACGAACCAAGUUGUUUCUUGAAGAAAUUGCUCGAGAUAUUUACACUGCAGAUCCAGAGUGGAAAAUAGUUUUGCUGAGAUACUUUAACCCUGUUGGAGCUCAUGAGAGCGGAAAACUUGGUGAAGAUCCAAAAGGCAUUCCAAACAAUCUUAUGCCUUACAUACAACAAGUAGCUGUUGGAAGAUUACCAGAGUUGAACGUAUAUGGUCAUGACUAUCCUACAAACGAUGGAACUGCAGUGCGGGACUACAUACAUGUUAUGGAUCUGGCAGAUGGUCAUGUUGCUGCACUUAGAAAGCUUUUUACAAAAGAAGAUAUAGGUUGUUUUGCCUGCAACCUGGGGACCGGUCGUGGGACAUCUGUUCUUGAAAUGGUUACUGCGUUUGAGAAAGCAUCCGGAAAGAAAAUUCCUAUAAAAUUCUGCCCAAGAAGGCCAGGAGAUGCAACAGAAGUUUAUGCGUCCACUGAAAAAGCUGCAAGCGAGCUCGAUUGGAAGGCGAAAUAUGGCAUAGAAGAGAUGUGUAGGGAUCAAUGGAAUUGGGCAAGACAGAAUCCAUGGGGAUACCAGGAACCACCAACCAAGUGAUACAAGGCUGUGAUACUCAAGUAUGAAGGUCAAUUUACUCUAUUGUCAUCGUUGCUUGUGUUUCUGCUGUGAAUAUUUCGCAAUAAUUGUUGUUUUAGUCUACGUGUCGAGUCAAGUGUUCAUGGUUAAUACAAAGCUUUGAGUACCUGCAAGAUCAUUUCUGUUGGUUCUUUUAUUAGUUUUGUGAAUAUGUUUUAAGCAAUUUGACGCAAGUCAAGUAGCUUGUGAUCAACUCAUGGAGAAAUAAAUUUGUGUUUCAUGAGAA
This is a messenger RNA of Erigeron canadensis, 1534 nucleotides long. RefSeq names its product bifunctional UDP-glucose 4-epimerase and UDP-xylose 4-epimerase 1. NCBI's taxonomy places the organism in Eukaryota, Viridiplantae, Streptophyta, Magnoliopsida, Asterales, Asteraceae. The record is from RefSeq and is a predicted model, not a curated record. Gene Ontology annotation, cellular component: cytosol. Gene Ontology annotation, biological process: galactose metabolic process; rRNA processing. The transcript is spliced from 9 exons. Gene Ontology annotation, molecular function: RNA binding; UDP-glucose 4-epimerase activity. Bases 205 to 1269 code for a protein of 354 amino acids.